This is a messenger RNA of Pocillopora damicornis (cauliflower coral), 1336 nucleotides long. Its product is annotated as tetraspanin-7. The record is from RefSeq and is a predicted model, not a curated record. Lineage: Eukaryota; Metazoa; Cnidaria; Anthozoa; Scleractinia; Pocilloporidae. Gene Ontology annotation, cellular component: plasma membrane.
CAUGCUCAGUUUUACCGUGGCAGAUUAGACGCGUAAAGGUAUUACGGUCAGUGUUUGUUAUAGAUAUUACCGCCGAUAAACACCAAAUGGCGGGAGAGGGAAAACUUGGGCCUUGCAUGCAGUGCGUUCGAUGCAUGUUGUUCGUCUUCAAUGGUCUGUUCUGGCUUACAGGAGGUGGCCUGCUUGUUGUGGGUAUUUGGGCUCGCAUUCAGUUCAGUGAUUACAUGAAGUUGUCAAGUCAUGAUUACUCCACAGCAUGCUAUGUAUUGAUUGGUGCUGGAGCCCUUGUCAUAAUUAUUGGUUUCCUUGGUUGUUGUGGAGCCUAUAAAGAGCAAGUAUGCAUGUUGAAAACAUUUGCAGUGAUUCUUGGGUUUCUCUUCCUGGUUGAGCUUGGAGGUUCUAUUACUGGAUAUGUCUUCAGGGAAAAAAUUAAGAGUGGUUUCAGUGAGGGAUUGAGUGUUGCAUUGGAUGAAUACAGACAGGAUGGAUUUAAAAAGGCUUGGGAUGGACUGCAGUCAAAACUUGAAUGUUGUGGUAAUAAAAAUUAUUCAGACUGGUUCUACAAAGAAUGGACUACAGAUGAAACAUACAACAAUUCAGUGCCCCAUUCUUGCUGUAUCAAAGAUGAAGUCAGCUGUAACAUUAAUGUUACAAACCACCCAGCCACAGUCUAUUCAACAGAGGGAUGCUAUGAUGCUGCAGUUAACUUCUUUGAGGACAAGUUGUUAAUCAUUGGAGGUGUUACCCUAGGAAUUGCUCUUUUUCAGCUUAUUGGUGUGGGAUUGUCAUGUUGUUUGGCAAGCAGUAUCCAGCAUUCCAGUAAAUAUGAACUGGUUUAGUCAAUUUCGUCAUCCCACUUGAAUUAAUAAAAUGAGAAGCCUGGGUUUAUAAUUCUGAAUUAUGGUAGAAAAGUGCACUCAUGAAGUCUAAGGGUAUCAGAGAAGCCCACUGAGGGGUAGAUGCCUCACAAUUUUGCAUUGUCUUAUGUUGUGACAAUGUUGUUAAACCUACAGAAAUGAGUGUUGGUGAAAUGUUUAUUCUUAUCAAAUGUUGUUGCAGCAAAAAGUUUGUUCUAUGGUUUUUAACACCAUCUAUAUGUACUUUGCAUUAUGCUGACCUUGUUUAAGUAUAGUCUUGUGAGGUGGGGCUGGUUGGGAAAAAUAAGUGGGAUCAUUAAAAAGUCACUGCCUUAUCAGUAAAAAUCUGGUAGUCAUUUUUGAAUAAACAUCUGCUGCAUCACCAGGAGAAUGAAAUGCAGGUUUUAUAAAUGAAAAAAAAAUUUUUGUUGCUAAUUUUAAGCUUUCAAUAUUUAAAUAAAUUACCUCCUCCACCUACA